Callithrix jacchus (white-tufted-ear marmoset) is the source of this 1169-nucleotide messenger RNA. The record is from RefSeq and is a predicted model, not a curated record. Lineage: Eukaryota; Metazoa; Chordata; Mammalia; Primates; Cebidae.
AUGAACUGUAGAGUCAGAGCUGACUUGCCCACCAUGAUGACUUUGUGUAAGGUGACAGAAUUCUGCCCCUUGGGUUUAUUUGCAGCCAUUUUGUGCCUCAGUUUUCACCAGAGGAUUAGGAAGAAUCUGCGCUGGGAGCCAGUCAGCUGCCCGGAGGGCUCCGGAAGCCACGGCUGCGUGGUUCCGGCUGGAGGGUACUGGGCCCUCCGAAGGCGGAGUCUGACACUGGCGGCUGAGCUGGCUGGAGGAGGGAAAAGAAGGAGGAAGAGGGCAACGAGGAUGAAGACGACAAAUCAGCAGAAGGAGCUUUUGAAGCAAGAGCUUGAGGUUCCUGGUGCCUCAUGGCCAAUUCAGAGUGCAAGGCCAUUCAGAGAUUCCGUCUGCUAUCUGAACUGCCGUGUGUGUGACAGCAAAAAUGACCCAUCAGUGGGAGCAACUAGGUUGGCUGUUCAGGUGAUUAUCCUUCACCAUCCAGGCCAAAUCAAUGCUGGCUAUGCUGCUAUUCUGGAUUGUCACACAGCUCACAUUGCUUGCAAUUUUGCUGAGUUGAGGGAAAAGAUUGACCAUCAUUCUGGUAAGAAGCUGGAAAAUGGCCCUACAUUCUUGAAAUCGGGUGAUCCUGUUGUCAUUGAAAUUGUUUCAGGCAAGCUCAGGGGAAUUGAGAGCUUCUCUGACUGUCCUUCUUUGGGUCAUGUUGCUGUUUGUCAUAAGAGACAGACAAUUGCUGUGGGUGUCAUCAAAGCAGUGGACAAGAGGGCGGCUGGAGGAAGCAAGGCCUCCAAGUCUGCCCAGAAAGCUCAGAAGGCUAAAUGGAUAUUAUCCCUACUACGUGACACCCCCGUCUUAAUCGGUGGUGGAAGAAUGGUUUCAGAACUGUGUUUUUAAAGUUUACUAGUAAAAGACUGGUUAAUGAUAACACCUCGUCAAAUCUUUGGGAGGAAAGGAGAAACUUUUGUGUACCAUUUUGAUUUUUUUUUUCAUGUCGAAGUUUUAAGUUAUUAGUUUUCAGAAUCAGUAAAUUUUAAUGAAAACAACUUAACCAAAAAUCUGUCACAGAAUUUUGAGACCCAUUAAGAUAAAGUUUAAUGAGGAAAAAAAAAAAAGAGAAAAAGGAAGAUAGGUGAUGUGUUCAUGGCAAUAUCUCGAUUCUAGAAUCAAAGUAUAUGGCA